Messenger RNA from Daphnia magna, 520 nucleotides. RefSeq lists its product as uncharacterized. Lineage: Eukaryota; Metazoa; Arthropoda; Branchiopoda; Diplostraca; Daphniidae. Bases 151 to 471 code for a protein of 106 amino acids. The transcript is spliced from 2 exons. The record is from RefSeq and is a predicted model, not a curated record.
UAAAUUCAGGAUUUCGGAGGAGAACACCCAAAAAAAGGGUGUGGUUAUUACUCCUCACGGGGCUACGUGCUAUAUAAAGCGAAACGGAAAGAAAGAAAAGCAUCACAGCACAUCUUGUCUUUCAGCACCAAAUCUCCAUUCUCAACCAACAUGCAGAUUCUCGCCGCCCUCUUGGUUUGCUUGGCCGCUGUCAAUGCUUACGUUGUGCCAGCCCCUUAUUUGGUCCGCACUCCGGCCCAUGACAGCGCCAUCAUCAAGUCUGACCGUCUCGGAGGCAACUUUGCCUGGUCCACCGUUGAGGGACACGCCUACGCCGCCGUCACUCCCGUCGUCCAGCGCGUCCUCACACCUGUCGGAGUCUCCCAUCACGCCAUCGCCGCUCCCUAUUACGGCUAUCCUUAUGGCUUAACCCAAUUCGUUGCACCUGCUCAAGUCGACGCUAAAGCUGGCCAGGCUGUCUAUGUUGCCUAAACGAGAUGCAUUGAGAUACGUUAAAUAAAUAUUUGGUUCUGUUGAUUAA